Pogoniulus pusillus (Red-fronted tinkerbird) is the source of this 4919-nucleotide messenger RNA. RefSeq names its product stearoyl-CoA desaturase (gene SCD). The transcript is spliced from 6 exons. NCBI's taxonomy places the organism in Eukaryota, Metazoa, Chordata, Aves, Piciformes, Lybiidae. The record is from RefSeq and is a predicted model, not a curated record. Gene Ontology annotation, molecular function: iron ion binding; palmitoyl-CoA 9-desaturase activity; stearoyl-CoA 9-desaturase activity. Gene Ontology annotation, biological process: monounsaturated fatty acid biosynthetic process; unsaturated fatty acid biosynthetic process; response to fatty acid. Gene Ontology annotation, cellular component: endoplasmic reticulum membrane. Bases 357 to 1439 code for a protein of 360 amino acids.
GCACCAUGAGAGAGCCUGGCCCUCGCCAUCCUCCUCUUCCUCAGCAUCCUUGCCCCCGCCCUCCGCCCCGCCUCCCCUCCCGGGCACGCCGACAGCGGGGCCCCCGCCGCGACUGCCCGCCGGCCGCGCUGACCCUGCGCAUCUCAGCCACGGGCAGGGGGUCACUGGGAGGCCGGGGCGCGGAGAGCCAGCCCCGCCAAGCGAGCAGCCCCGCUUAAAUACCUCCGCGCCUGCCGCACCCCAGCCGCACAACUCGCCGACCCGGGGUCCGACAAAAGCCACCCUCCUCCCGCCGUCGCCGCCGGGGACCUGAGCGCCGCCGUUCCGCCGCCGAGCAUCAGAGACAGGGACGACCCAUGCCUGCGCACUUAAUGCAGGAGGAGGAUUUCUCCUCCACUUCGAGUGCCACCACUGCUGACACUGUCACCUCCCGAGCAACCAGGAAUGGGGAUGCCAUCAUGAAGAAGGACUUAAUCAAUCAUGAGGACUUAGCAGGAGACCGGGGCAUGAUAGACGACAUCUUCGAUGAGACCUACAAGGAGAAGGAGGGUCCCAAACCCCCCUUUCGAUACGUCUGGAGGAAUAUCAUCCUCAUGAGCCUGUUGCAUCUAGGGGCCAUAUUCGGGUUGAUGCUGAUACCUUCUGCAAAGAUCCAGACAUUGGCAUGGGCCCUUCUGUGUUUUGUGGUGAGUGCUCUAGGGAUAACAGCUGGAGCUCACCGCCUCUGGAGCCAUCGGUCCUACAAAGCCACGCUGCCCCUGCGGAUCUUCCUGACUAUUGCAAACUCUGUGGCCUUCCAGAAUGAUAUCUACGAGUGGGUCAGGGACCACCGCGUCCAUCACAAGUUCUCUGAGACAGAUGCGGACCCACACAAUGCCAUGCGUGGCUUCUUCUUCUCCCACAUUGGCUGGCUGCUGGUGCGCAAGCACCCGGACGUCAUAGAGAAGGGCCAGAAGCUGGACCUGAGCGACAUAAAGGCUGACAAAGUGGUGAUGUUCCAGCGAAGGUUCUACAAGCCCUCGGUGGUGUUGCUGUGCUUCACUCUGCCCACUGUAGUGCCCUGGUACUUCUGGGAUGAAUCCAUCAUCAUCAGCUUCUUCAUUCCAGCCAUCCUGCGCUACACUGUAGGGCUCAAUGCCACUUGGCUAGUGAACAGUGCUGCUCAUAUGUUUGGCAACCGGCCAUAUGAUCAGAACAUCAACCCACGGGAGAACCCCCUGGUCAGCCUAGGAGCUCUAGGAGAAGGCUUCCACAACUACCAUCACACCUUUCCCUACGACUACUCUACCAGUGAGUUUGGCUGGCGCUUCAACUUAACCACAGCCUUCAUUGACCUCAUGUGCCUCCUGGGCCUGGCCAGUGAUCGCAAGAAGGUCUCCAAGGAGGUCAUCAUGGCUCGGAAAUUGCGGACUGGAGAUGGAAGUCAUAAGAGUGGCUGAGUUCCCACUCCUCUUCACACAUAACAUCCACACCUCUCCUUCCUCCUUUUUUUCUCCUUUUCCCUUCCUUACCCCUCUGAACACGCUGGACAAAGGUGUAAUGUUCUGUUUACUAACUACUGAAUAAUGCUACCAGUUUGCUUCAGAUAAUGAGUUUUAACUCCCCUCCCAUGCUGUAUUUUAUGUGAUGUAUUUAAGAUCUAGGACUCUGCCUUUUUAAUACAAGGCCACUCCUUUCCCUCCUCUCCUUUUACUUUCCAUUCAUUCUUUCAUUGCUCAACCCCAUCUCCCACUUUCCAUUGUCCCAGUCUCUUCCUGGCAACAGAGCUGGUAGGAAGCAGACCAGGGAAGCCCACUGUAGCCAGCUAUGUACCAUGGAGUUAAGGGAAGCCUGUACCAGCCAGCUCAUGAGUUGAGCCAAAGUCAGUGACCUUUGCCUCACCACCUAAUCCCCAAAAUUUCUUCUCCUGUCCCUCGUACUUUCUCAAGGGCUGCAGAAAGACGUGGAAUGGCUAAGAUUCUCUCCCCAGGAAAAGCAGCCAGAAGGAGCAUUUUCUCUUUCCAAAAUGCUAAGUGUUCUGCCACCACACAGCCACUCUGGUUGGAAAGAGGAAUGCCCCCAGACUCAAAACUCCAGCCAGGCCUACUGGUGUCUUAGGUGGGUCUAGUGUUUGCAGCAAGUACUGGAGGGGGAAGCCUUGGUGGCCUUAUCAUCUCCUCCCUCUGAUAUCAAAGCCUCCCUCCCUGCAUGGCCUGCGUGCCCCUUGCUACCAGGAACUGAAGGCAGAGCUCAGCUUCAGGCUCCUUUGGAGAGCUACACUGAGAAGGGGGAUAAAUGGAGGGGUGUGUCACUAGCUGGUGUGGGGCAGCACCACCCCAGAGUGGUUUUGUUCACUGUCACUGAUGAUAUUUUUGUCAUCAAACAGGACUUUGCCAAAACGGAGAGGGGAAGAUGUAAACCAACUGCUUUAUGUACUGGAGGAAGAGGGUCCCUGCUGGGUGCAGGCAGAUGUCUUGGUGUCCAUGCCUGCCCUUUAGACCCACAUCCUGUGUUGAGUCCAGAGACAAGGCAAGGGACUACCUGCAGGCAUAGGGAAAGGGUGAGAAAGUCUGCAGAAGCAGGUCUCUCCACUCAGGCGAUUAACAAGUGCCUGAGAGACACCGAGGCAAGGCCAGGUGGCACCAGAAGCUCGAGGGAGUCGAGACCUCCGAGAUACUGCUGCCAGUAUAGGCUGCCUCCAUGAUUUACUGUCCCACUGGGCAGUAUGCCAUUCCCUGCUCCUCUGAUGGAGCAUGAAAGGGAGGUGAAAACAGAUCCACAUUAGUUUCUUAGCUUGUCUCUCAGCCCUCUCAGUAAGCCAUCUCGCCACCUCAGUUCUUUGCUGGCAAGGCAGGCAGCAAGGGCGGCUGAGCCUGCAGAAAGGUCAGUUACAUCACUGCGCCCAUGUGGGCACACAGCUGAGUGUGUUCUGGGGAAACAAGUCCCGGUGGGUGUUUCCUGCAAGUUGCAGACUGCAGCUUGAAUUCAGGCAAUGGGUUAGGUUCUAAGCAUCAUGGCCCCUCACUCCUCACUAGGCCAAACGUGCUUUUCUCCCCCCUUAACUAUCUCCGUUAUUACUAAUUAUUAGUUGUAGUAAUAGUGUUGGUUUUGUUGCUUAAAUGCAUCAAAUAGAGUUGGAGUAAAGCACAAGAGGUGGCCAGAACAAGGUGAUGUUGGAGUAGGGUUCACAGUGUCUCCCUUAGUCAGGCAGGCCAGGGAGGGCAGAGACAGAGCAGACGCCAGCUUCCCCGCCUCAGCUCUGCCAUGCAGCAGGCAGGCAGCCUUCACAGGAACAAGUCUCUGCAGCUGCACUUUCUACUGCUGCUGUGAAACUCACCAGGAGCCAGGACAGCUCUGUGAUGAUCUCAUUAACAAGAGCUCUUGUUACUCUGAAAAGAAGCCCUUCUCCUCUCCUUUCUCCUCCGUGACACCACUAUGGCCUUGUUAUUGCUCAGCAAUGGGAUCCUUUGAGGUUUUAAGCUAUCAGAAGCAAUGUCAUUUCCAGGCAAGAGGCACAACGGGAGAAAUGGGAGUCUUUCAGCUCUCUGUGUUGGAAAACUGGCGUCCUUAAUGCUUGUGACUACCUGGGGGCUUGCUGGGGCUAAAAGGGUUGUGGCUAGAAUUGUAUCCCACCAGGUUAAAAAAGAAAGAAAAAGCCCUCCAAAAAGACCAAUGCUGGUAGCUCUGUAAUUGCAGGCUGACUUUGCUCUAGUCUAAGCCCUUUUGAAGUCAUAAAAGUCUCCAGAGAGGAUGAAUUUGCUCCAGCCAGUAGUUUGAAAGGGGUGUGGAGAGGCAAGAAGGUGAGAAUGAUUUCUUCGCUCAUGGUGCCCUUACAGUGUUGUGUGACAUACCCUACGGUAGAGAAGCAUGCUGUGACAUGCUGCAAUAUUUCACAUCCUCUCAGCAGGGAAGCUGAGUUUGACAUCAAGGGUUCCUUUCAAAUUUCAAGUGCUGAUUCAGGUCCAGAAUCUGGAAUUAGGGUGGAAGCUGAGGAGCAGUAACCAAACAGUCCUGGUGUUUGCCUAGUCACUUUAAAGGUAGAUUGGCAAAUAUCUCUGGGUGCCUUAAAUCUUUCUUUAAUAUACAUAGGAGUAUUGACAGCUAUUUGCCAUAUUUUUUUUCUUUCUUUUUCUGCAUUAUGAACAUUCGAGGGGUUUCUUAAUUAUUUAAUUGCCUACAUCAAACUGUGGGUGCAGGUGAUUUUGAAUGUACUUGAGUUAGAAUUUUUGUUAGAUUAAGAAACAGAUACAACACUUUAAGUAGAACUUUGUUUGAGAUAUAUAUAUAUACCUAUAAAUAUAUAUAUAUAUAUAUUUUUGGUGGCAUGUUUGUAUCCUGGAUGCGUCGUCUGUAUGUUUAGCUUAAAUGAGUCCGUGGGGUGGGAACAGAGAAGGCAGCAGUGGGACCUCAUGGCUGGAGCAGCCAUUCUCCUGGGACAUGUUCCCAGCUUAGCUACUCACUUACUAUGUAACUGGGUACAAAGUCACUUAAAAACUCUCUGUGCCUCAAUUUCCCUACCUGUGAGAGGGACUUCUGCCCUGCCUUCCAGGGGCUCACUGCCGAGUGGCUGAGCACAGAGGAGGAAGGUGUAGGUAGCACACGCACACCACUGCUGGCAGAAGUAUGGACUGGUUUGUUUUCCAAAACCAUUCCCAGCCCCACUGGUAUUGUGAAGAGCAGAUGUCCAAGUGUUGGGUGUUUAGGGAAGGAUUGGAAAGUUGAAUCUGCACGUUGUCUAAGCUCUGUCACUGUUGAAAUGUGAGUAGGAUACGGUUUUUCACAGCUUAGGGAUUUCUGCAUAGUUGUAGUAGUAUCUCUGUUUUGUGUACUGGAAAAGGAAAAAAAAACUUUUUGAAAUAAUUUCUACUAAUAUGGAAACAGAUAUUUGGUUGUGCUGAUCUGAAAUCUUAUUUGUUCAUAAUAAAAACAUUACUUUAAAA